Messenger RNA from Sceloporus undulatus (fence lizard), 2565 nucleotides. RefSeq names its product GDP dissociation inhibitor 2 (gene GDI2). The coding region runs from base 236 to 1582 and encodes 448 amino acids. Gene Ontology annotation, biological process: protein transport; vesicle-mediated transport; small GTPase-mediated signal transduction. The record is from RefSeq and is a predicted model, not a curated record. Gene Ontology annotation, cellular component: cytoplasm. The transcript has 11 exons. Lineage: Eukaryota; Metazoa; Chordata; Lepidosauria; Squamata; Phrynosomatidae. Gene Ontology annotation, molecular function: Rab GDP-dissociation inhibitor activity.
CGCCCCCAGCCGAAGCCCCGCCCCUCUGGCGCGGUCUCUUCACAGCGGCAGAGGCGCCUCCAUUUUCUACUCGUCUUCCUGGCCGACGGCCGUCCUUUCCUCCUCCUCCUCCUCCGGCGUCCGCCCCAAACAGCACCCGACGCCCAGCGGAGGAGCCCCGGGGAGGCCCUGCUGCAGCGCCCACGCUUCCCACAGCAGCAGCAGCCGACGCCAGCGCCUCCUCUUCGCCGCCGCCAUGAACGAGGAGUACGACGUGAUCGUGCUGGGGACCGGCCUGACGGAAUGCAUUCUCUCUGGCAUUAUGUCCGUGAAUGGAAAGAAGGUCCUUCACAUGGAUCGCAAUGCUUACUAUGGAGGUGAAAGCGCAUCCAUUACACCCCUGGAAGAUCUGUACAAACGGUUUUGCCUGCCAGGAUCUCCACCUGAAUCUAUGGGCCGAGGAAGAGACUGGAACGUGGACCUGAUCCCUAAAUUCCUUAUGGCUAAUGGCCAGCUGGUCAAGAUGUUGAUGUACACAGAAGUCACUCGCUACUUGGACUUCAAGGUGAUUGAAGGAAGCUUUGUCUAUAAGGGAGGAAAGAUUUACAAAGUUCCUUCAACUGAGGCAGAAGCCCUGGCAUCCAGUCUGAUGGGCUUGUUUGAGAAAAGGCGCUUCAGGAAAUUCUUGGUGUACGUCGCCAAUUUUGACGAGAACGAUUCCCGCACUUUUGAAGGUGUCGAUCCCAAGAAGAACACCAUGCGUGACGUGUACAAAAAGUUUGACUUGGGCCAAGAUGUCAUAGAUUUCACAGGCCAUGCCCUUGCACUGUACAGAACCGAUGACUACCUAGACCAGCCUUGCCAAGAAACAAUCAACAGGAUUAAACUGUACAGCGAGUCUCUAGCUAGAUAUGGCAAAAGCCCCUACCUGUAUCCUCUUUAUGGCCUGGGAGAGCUGCCCCAGGGAUUUGCAAGGUUAAGUGCCAUCUAUGGCGGCACCUACAUGCUGAACAAACCAAUUGAAGAGAUUGUCAUAGAAAAUGGCAAAGUGGUUGGCGUGAAAUCAGAAGGAGAGAUUGCCCACUGCAAGCAGCUCAUCUGCGACCCCAGCUAUGUCCCAGACAGAGUCAAAAAGGCCGGUAAAGUGAUCCGGGUCAUCUGUAUCUUGAGCCACCCAAUCAAGAAUACAAACGAUGCCAACUCAUGCCAGAUCAUCAUUCCUCAGAACCAGGUUAACAGGAAAUCAGACAUCUACGUCUGCAUGAUCUCCUCUGCGCACAACGUGGCUGCACAAGGGAAGUACAUUGCCAUUGUGAGCACCACUGUGGAGACCAGCGAGCCAGAGAAGGAAAUCAAACCCGCCCUGGAGCUCCUUGAGCCCAUUGAGCAGAAAUUUGUUAGCGUCAGUGACCUGUUUUCACCAACUGACCUGGGCAGAGAGAGCCAGAUUUUCAUUUCCCGCACCUACGAUGCGACUACCCACUUUGAGACGACAUGCGAUGACAUCAAAGAUAUUUACAAGCGGAUGAUGGGAUCAGAUUUCGAUUUUGAAGAGAUGAAGAGGAAGAAGAACGACAUCUAUGGGGAGGAGGAGCAGCAGUAGUGGUGGUGCUUUUGGGUCUUAAGUUAGAUUUCCGCGGGCUGGUGCUGGUGCGUCUGCCCAGAGGAACUUAAGCGAGCACCGUACAAAAAGUUCAAUAUUGUAAGGCCUGCUUUUUGUAAUCAUAUCUCUUGAGAUUGAAAGAGUCCUGCACUGGUUAAAAAAACGCUCCUCUCCCCUCUUUGGAUAUAAUCAUGUGUUAAUUCUUCUUUAAACAAGGUUGCUGUGUCAAAAAAUUGGCCGAUACUGACACUCUUUUGACUUUUUAACUGUUGCUAAACUUUGACUUUGAGGAGAAGCAGAUGUUGAAACUGCUUUCGCUGAUCUAGAUUUUGAGGGCCAAAGCCAAAACAAAGUAAAAAAAUCCAACUCCUGUUAACCUGAGUCCCCCAUGUCUGAAACCUCGCAGCCCUCUCUUGGUCUGCGCUUCAGCAAAAGCAACAGGUGGCCUUCUCAAAGGUUAUUUUUGGGUCUUUAAACCAUGGACCCCCCCCCUCCCUGUGGGGAAAGAUCCAUCCCAAGCUGCCUCUUCCCAUCCAGUCUUAACUUCAUGGCAAGCUGCAUCAUGGCCAAAGUCCACAGCAACCGCGCAGCCACGCAGCAGGGUUUCAGCCCAGAGCUCUCCUCCAUCUCCUCUUCCCUCCCCUCCCUCCUAAAAGCUUCUCAACUCAAAAAAGCUUCUCAAACCGUUUACAUCUGUUGGGACACAACUGUGCCGCAAGGCGUUUUUGUGUUUUAAAAGCGAUACUAAUAAUAAAAAGAUACUUGGUGGAAGAAUGAAACUCCAAAGCAGGCAAGGCGUGUGUAUACUGUAUGUGUGUGUACGCAAGUUAUCUCCUCCUCCUCAACUCCCUUCUAUUCUGUACCCCGUGUGGCUUCUCAGGGGGACCAGACUGCACUGCAGUAUUGAUUUGACGGAGCCUGGGUUGGGGGAAUGGCUCCAAAUGACUUCUGUACUGCCAAGUAAAGCCAAUGUCUCAAAACCA